UUGUACUUAGUCCACCAAAUACUUAUUGUCCGUUCUCUUUAAGUUGUAAUAGAAGUUGUGAGCCUAGUGCUUGUUUGAGUAUAUUUGUGUCUCACAGUGCUUCCGUUUUCGUUAUUCAGGCUGGUGAUAGGUCCUGGAUUGGGUCUUUCUUGUUUUCGGUCAAAGUUAGAGUAAUCGACAAUGGACGAGUCCCCAACGUUAUGUAAACUGUGAAAAGCAGAAGGAGAACCGGCGAACCUAACUUUUUUCGAAAUAAUAACAUUUGAAAAGUCGUUUAUGGCUCCUCCAAAGAGAAAAUGCUGCGUGCCUCUAUGUUCGAACGUAGAGGGGGUAUCAACUAAACAAUUUUUUAAAGUGGGAGCUAAUAUGGAAGAACGACAAAAAUGGCUGCAAAGUAUUGGAAGCAAAAGUUCUUCCAAAGGCGCUAUCCUUUGUUGCGAAGAUCAUUUUCGAUUAACAGAUGAUGCAGAGAAUUAUAUACGAUACAAGUAUGUGCCUGGAACAAAACUGCAGCUACGGAGCGGGGUUUUGCCAAGUAGAAAUAUACCAAUCAAAGUGUGUAGAAUUUGUCUGAAAACGUUGGAUCGAGAUCAGGGAUUUGAAUAUCUAUCUGAGAAAAGGUGUCAAGAUAAUGCCGACAUUAUGAGGGCUUGCUUACCAGAAAUUGAUCUGAGUGUAACAGUAGACCCGGUCGCUUGUUUAAACUGUUUUACACCACUAAAAUCAUUUUACAAAGUGAAAGAAAAGGCCUUAAAAACUGAAGUAACCGUCAUCAAAUGUGUUAAAUUUAUAAUGAACAAGUUUCCACAUAAGCUUACCAAUGCUGUCAAUUUAUUUGAUAAUUAUGACAAGCUUCAGGAGUUAUUGAAUGAAGAGGACCCAAAUGAAAAUGCAGAUGAGAGUGUUAAAACGGAUGAAGUGCAAUUCCUAGUUCCUCAAAAUGAUAGCAAAGAAGGAAGCCCAAAGCAAAACCAUACCGAUUUUACUGUCACGGACAAUGAACAAUCGAUGUUUAGAAUAGUUUAUGUUGGAAAUGCAAAUAAUGUUUCUGAAAUAAAUCCAACAGAUCUUUUGUAAGUAUGUAAUUACAAUUAAUGAGUGUGUGAAAAAAUUUCACAUUUUUCUGGAUUCAAAUUUAUUUUCGUAGUCAAAUAUACAAUUAUUUACAUUAUCAGCGAAAAUAUUAACAAUUGAAGAUUCAUGUUUAGAAAAUAAAUUCCAGUUUCACGUAAAAAAUUUACAGUUAAAACGAAAAACUAAGUACAUUUGACAGUUUGGGUCACAGAACACACAAAAAUAAAUAAAAUAGCCUAGAUCAUAACCGAAAUUACGAAAAUCUUUUUCGUGCAGCAUUUUCUAAAAAAAUAUAUAUGUAUUUAAAUCCUAAAAUUGAUGAAAAUAAGUUCUUGGUAAGGGACUAAAUAGUAGUUUUGGGGAUUUAUUGAGACUUAAUCUAUAAUACUAAAAGCUAUUUCUACAGUUGAUAUUGGAUUCGUUAAUAUGUACCGAGGUUUAAAUGUCAGCUAUUUACACAACACUACAGACUAAAUUUGCGAAAAUGAACACAUAAAGCACAUCUAAUAAAUACAAAUUGACUGGACAACAAAACUGAAUAGUGUAUAUGGUUGUUAAGAUAUGUUUACAUUCCUAGGGGUAUAUUAAAUACUAAUACCGUAUCGUCUAAAUAAACAGUCUUUUUCUACUUCAAAAACGUUUCUUUUUGAAUAUCUAUUUGUCAAUACCUCCAACAUGUCUAUAAUUUGUGAAAAAACGGGCUUACGGUUGGGUCGGUUGAGUUUCGUUUUAUUAAUCGCUAUAUUGCGGACGUCAGUUAUCGAAGUUUGGGAUCCAAACAAUAAAAUUUCAGUGAACUAAUUAUCGAAACUUGAAAACCCAAUUGGCCGAGCUACGUCAUCCCGAAUAUAGCGUAUUAUUGUCUAGUUGUCGAACUUGCCACGGACCACAUAUGAAAAAAUUAAUUUUGGUGGUUUCUCCUUUAAGAAACUGUCGCGGAAGUUACGAAAAUUAACCGUGGAAGACAUAGAUAUACAAAAACAUACGUCCCACUCAUUUCGCCAG
This is a messenger RNA of Cylas formicarius (sweet potato weevil), 2079 nucleotides long. RefSeq lists its product as uncharacterized. The transcript is spliced from 3 exons. The record is from RefSeq and is a predicted model, not a curated record. Bases 277 to 1077 code for a protein of 266 amino acids. NCBI's taxonomy places the organism in Eukaryota, Metazoa, Arthropoda, Insecta, Coleoptera, Brentidae.